Molecule: messenger RNA, 166 nt
Organism: Scutellospora calospora
Lineage: Eukaryota; Fungi; Glomeromycota; Glomeromycetes; Diversisporales; Gigasporaceae
Source: the annotation of a GenBank genome assembly
UCAUGCAAAGAAAUCUCGUAAGAGUUUUGAAAGCAAUACUUCAGCCUCUGCUCAUGCUAUUGCUACAGUUGAAAUAAUAAAAAACACUCCAAAUAAUAUUGGUACAAGAAUCCCAAUUAAUAUUGGAAUAAAUACUUCAGAUGAAGAAGACGACACAGUAGAAGAG